Messenger RNA from Racocetra fulgida, 312 nucleotides. The record is from the annotation of a GenBank genome assembly. NCBI's taxonomy places the organism in Eukaryota, Fungi, Glomeromycota, Glomeromycetes, Diversisporales, Gigasporaceae.
AUGCCUACUAUUGAACUAAAUUGCCUUAUUCAUGGUGAUACUCCUGAUGUUGCUAAUAUUUUUUCAGUUGAAGUAGAUGUUGAAAAAUUGAAUAUCCUCUUUGACGAUCUAAAUAUUAAAAAAAAACUUGGAGGCAAGAUAUUAAUUGAAAUGGAUAAGAUUUCCAAAUAUUUUCCUCACGAACUGGACAAAAAGUAUAUACAUAUUAUCAUUGAAUUGCCAGGUUAUCAGCUCACUUUUAAAAAUUGUGUAAAAAGAAAAGAACUUGUUCCUAUGGAUAAGAUUAUUUUAAAGAAGAUUUUUUCGAGCUAG